AUAGAGCAGUUUUGAUACUUUAGGUAAGAUGAGCUUACAUGGUGAAUUAGCCAGAAUAUGGCAACCCUGAUCUCUGCGCAUGCGCACAGUAGGACUGUCUCUCGUGCUCCUGCUGUGUGUUGAUUACACCGAUGGAGGGAGACUCUGGGAAGAUGCGUGUGAUGGUGACAGGUGGCAGUGGUCUGGUGGGCAGAGCCAUAGAACAAGUGUUGAAAGAAGAAGGAGGAGCAAGAGAAGGAGAAGAAUGGAUCUUCCUUUCGUCCAAAGAUGCCAACCUAAUGGAUAUAGCUGAGACAAAAGCUGUGUUCCAGAAACACCGCCCAACACACGUCAUUCAUCUGGCAGCCAUGGUGGGUGGUCUCUUUAAAAACAUGAGGGAGAACCUUAGCUUUUGGAGAAACAACAUCUACAUCAAUGACAAUGUGCUGCAGACAGCUCACGAGUUUGGGGUGGAAAAAGUUGUGUCUUGCCUGUCCACCUGCAUCUUCCCAGACAAAACCACUUACCCCAUUGACGAGACUAUGAUUCACAAUGGUCCUCCUCAUGAAUCUAACUUUGGUUAUUCUUAUGCUAAACGAAUGAUUGAUGUCCACAACAGGGCAUAUUAUAAACAGUAUGGUCGACGGUACACUGCUGUUAUCCCCACAAACGUGUUUGGUCCCCAUGACAACUUCAACAUAGAGGAUGGCCAUGUUCUCCCAGGACUUAUACACAAGACCUACAUAGCACAGAAGGAGGGGACACCCCUGCAGGUCUGGGGUUCUGGCCGUCCACGACGACAGUUUAUUUAUUCACUCGAUUUGGCGCGACUCUUUCUUUGGGUGCUCAGAGAAUAUAAUGAGGUGGAGCCAAUCAUACUGUCAGUUGGAGAGGAGGAUGAAGUGUCCAUCAAGGAAGCUGCAGAUGCAGUUGUUGAAGCUUUGAAAUUCAAAGGGGAAGUGGUUUAUGAUACAAGUAAAGCUGAUGGACAGUUCAAGAAAACAGCCAGCAACGCUAAACUCCGCAAGUACCUUCCUGACUUCACCUUCACUCCUUUCCACAAAGCCAUCAAGGAGACCUGUGAUUGGUUUGUGGCCAAUUAUGACAUCGCUCGCAAAUGAGGAUCACUGGAGAAUGCCACCUUUCUUGCUGCACCACUAUAGGAUUUGUAGCACAAAUGUUAGACCCAUUGCACUAUUGUACUCGAGGGUACUUUUAGUGAAGAAUUGAAAAAGCAGCACAUUAUUUUUAUUAUUAUUAUUAUUUGAGAAAAUAUCCACUACAUUAAAAAAAAGGCUUAAAGGAUGGCCUAAUGUGAUAAAUAUGGAAUAAAACAUGGGCAUGAUGUUACUGGAAAUUUAUCAAAACAGGGUGAUGUGAUGGAUCCUGACUCAAGUGUAGUUAUAGUUAACACCCCAAAGUUGAUUCUUUUCUCAACAGCACAUUCCAAAGCUUUUCAUUCCUCUUCUACCACAGCAAUGCCAACAUUAACAGCUUGUAUUUAUUAAAGAAUGACUUGGCAUAUGA
Messenger RNA from Pangasianodon hypophthalmus (striped catfish), 1506 nucleotides. RefSeq names its product GDP-L-fucose synthase. Gene Ontology annotation, molecular function: GDP-L-fucose synthase activity. Bases 132 to 1100 code for a protein of 322 amino acids. The transcript is spliced from 10 exons. Gene Ontology annotation, biological process: nucleotide-sugar biosynthetic process. The record is from RefSeq and is a predicted model, not a curated record. NCBI's taxonomy places the organism in Eukaryota, Metazoa, Chordata, Actinopteri, Siluriformes, Pangasiidae.